UUUUUCAGAUUGUCACAAACUCCUCCCUCUCUUCGACUUGUUUUCGCUUCCACUCCAAACAUGUCGAAGGAUCAUCAUCAAGCAAUCGCAAUCAACGAUGCGGUUCACAAGAUCCAACUCUCUCUCCUCAACGGCAUCACUUCCCAAACCCAACUCUCCUCCGCAAGAGCCUUAAUGUCUCAAUCAGACUACGAAGACGUCGUCACGGAACGAAACAUCGCCAAGCUCUGCGGCUACCCUCUCUGCAGAAACUCCUUACCUUCAGAUGUUUCAAGGAGAGGGAAGUAUCGUGUUUCUUUAAAGGAGCAUAGGGUUUACGAUGUUGAGGAGAGUAGGAAGUUCUGUUCCGCGGGUUGUCUCGUUAUUAGCAGAGGGUUUGGGAAGAGUUUGGAGGAGGUUCGUUCCUCGGAGUUUGAUGUGGGGAAGCUUAGUGAGAUUCUUGGUUUGUUUGGUGGUGGUGGUGAGAAUUUGGAAGAGUCUCUGGUUGUGAAAGAGGGUUUGGGAUUGGGUGAGCUCACUAUUUGUGAGAAGAGUGAUGUGAGAGGUGGAGAGGUUUCUCUGGAGGAGUGGAUGGGUCCUUCUAGUGCUGUUGAAGGUUAUGUUCCUCUUGAUAGAAGUAAUUGCAAAUCAAAUGAUGGUAAAAAGGAUUCCAAGGCUAAGAAUAAACAAAAGAAGCAGGAGGAUCCGUCUUUUAGCGAGAUGGGUUUCACUAGCACUGUUAUUAUUCCUGAGGAGUGUAGUGUAAACAAUUGCAAAACCAAACAGGAUUCCAAGGCUAAGAAUAAACAAAAGAAGCAAGAGGAUCCGUCUUUUAAGGAGAUGGGUUUCACUAGCACUGUUAUUAUUCCUGAGGAGUGUAGUGUUUCAAAGCUUCCACCACAGACUGAACAACCUUGUCCUGUAGUGAAACCUGAGGAUGGCCAAGGGAAAACACCAAAAGAAUCGAGGUUUCAUCGUGAAAAAGAAAAGGAAAAGAUCGAUUUUGCGAGCUUUGGGUUUGAUGCAAUGGGUUGUGCGAGCUCUGUCACUGCUAGUGAUGGAUACAGCGUUGAAUACAGCGUGUCUAAGCAGCCACCAUGUUCAACAGAAGACUCUCUUAGUGGCCAAUUAAAAGAUGGUGUCAAGACUUCAGAUGAGAAAUGUUCCUCUUCUGCCUCUAAAGAGAAGGGGUUUAAGCGUCCACCACGACGCAAACAAGUUUCUCAUGUAGGGGAAUCAUCAAGCAAAGGGAAAACAGUUAUAACAGCCAUUGAGAAGGACAUUAAAAAUUCUCUGGUUGGUGAGAUGGGUGUAAUGAGCGAUGGAUAUACUGUAGAAUAUAGUGUGUCUAAGCAGCCACCAUGUUCAAUGGAAGAUCCUCUAAGUUCUCAGACGUUAGACAAGAAAGAUGCUCUACUAGGAUCAUCCUCUGGUUCUAACACAAAAGUGUAUUCAUCAAGUGAAACCGUCACUAAAUCAUGCCUUAAAGUGUCUGGCUCCAAGAAGCUUGCUCAUUCAGUUACUUGGGCUGAUCAAAGUGACGUCCGUGGUGAUCUUUGUGAGGUUAGAAGUGAUGAUACCGAGACAGGUCUUACUUCUACUGAUACAGAGGAUGUCAACAGUGCAUCACGCCUUGCAUUAGCAGAAGCAUGCGCUAAGGCGUUGAGCCAAGCUGCUGAAGCUGUUUCUUCAGGAGGUUUAGAUGCUAGUGAUGCCGCUGCAAAAGCUGGAAUCGUCUUGUUGCCAAGUACACAUCAACUUGAUGAAGAAGUUUCUGAGGAGGAAGUGACUGAAGACAGUGAAGAGGAGGAGGAAGCAACUCUUCUGAAGUGGCCAAAUAAGCCUGGGAUGCCAGAUUCUGAUUUGUUUGACCGUGAUCAAUCUUGGUUUGAUGAAACUCCAGAGGGAUUCAAUCUAACUCUAUCAACUUUUGCUAUGAUGUGGGACUCACUCUUUGGAUGGGUAUCAUCAUCUUCUCUGGCUUACAUCUAUGGGAAGGAUGAGUCUGCUCAUGAGGAGUUCUUGUCAGUUAACGGGAAGGAGUACCCUAGGAGGAUUUUUCUGGGAGAUGGAUCUUCAUCAGAGAUCAAGGAGACAAUUGCUGGGUGUCUUGCAAGAGCUGUAUCUAGAGUUGCCACUACUCUCAAGCUGCCAAUAUCUAUAUCCGAGCUUGAAAAGGGACUGGGAAACUUGUUGGAGACAAUGUCUUUGACAGGGGCGGUUCCGUCUUUUAGGGUUGAACAAUGGCUAGUGAUUGUACUUCUGUUCUUGGACGCGUUGUCUGUAGCUCGCAUUCCUCGGAUUGCACCGUAUUUAUUGAACAAAACCAAGGUGUUGGAAGGAAGUGGGAUUGGUAAUGAAGAGUAUGAGACAAUGAAGGAUAUUCUAUUACCGCUUGGCCGUGUUCCUCAGUUUGCUACCCUAAGCGGGGCUUAGACAAAACCCGGUUUAAGGUUAACCGGUGGAAUAAGAAAACAAACUUUGGAAAUAUGAAAAAUCAUUCAAAAGCUGGCUUAUGUUAUUAGUCUAAGAUGGUGUUGAUUCUUGACGAUGUAUGAUGACACUCAAUGAGUUCUUUCUCUAUGCAUGUGAGAAGAAAACAAUGAUAUUGACCAAAGUAAUUUUACUUGUUUAGUGUUUUGUUUG
Molecule: messenger RNA, 2625 nt
Organism: Eruca vesicaria subsp. sativa (arugula)
Lineage: Eukaryota; Viridiplantae; Streptophyta; Magnoliopsida; Brassicales; Brassicaceae
Source: the annotation of a GenBank genome assembly